AUGCCUUUUAGACGAAGCACUAAAUCUGCCAUAUCCAGCCCUGAGCUCCAGCCCAGGCACGACGUUCCGUCACCAUUCGACUUGACCUAUAGUGACACAAACUUCGUCCUCUCCCAGAGCGCACCUGCUAGCCGAAGACAGAGCAUCACCAGUCCCUGUGAGAGCGCCUACCCGAGAGUUGAUGACCCGGAAGAUGGGCCCGUGCUCUGGAAGGUCGCACCGCCGCGUCUAUCGCCAAUGGAGUUUGCGCGAUCUCGUCUGAUACAAGCUGCUCUGGGAAGACGCGAAGGCAACUCCAUGUCGACUGGUCUGACCAAGCUUUGGUUCUGGACGCCGCGUUGGGAAAGCUUCCUCAUGCUGCCGCGCAAACCCAUCGCCUCCGAUCCGGUGGCCCCAAGUGAGACAGAGACUACGCGUAUUCUAUUUCCCCUGGGCCGCGGCUCGCAAAACCAAACAAUAGACCAAGACUUUUCUUUUCCUUUCCCUGCUCUCCACAGCAUCGAUCGGCACAAUUUCCAGGAUGGCAGCAGCAGCCACCCGGCUCUGCAGAUUGCCGACAACCCCUUCCGAGACACCGCCGUCUACAAUGGAGUUCAAACUACAGAAGCGAAUCCUUCUGCAAGUUCGUGGGAGGAGCGUAGCGGCCGUGCGCGAACGGAACGAUGCCACAGCGUCGAACGCAACCCCCCUGUCGCUGGCGCCCCGAGAAAUGUCGGCCUGUUCCCCAGCAGCUCGGCAAUCGCCCAGCGGCUGCACCGCCGCGCGCGUGCGGUCGGGGGCCACCACCAACAGACCGUGACCGUGACCCCCGUCGGGGCGCGCAAGGUUGGGAAAUUGGUGGUGGCGGGGGCAGCGGGCGUCGGAGGCGCCGGCUCCGUCAUGAGUCUGCACGCCCAGUCCGAGGACUUUGCCCUGCCCGACGCCUCGGACGAGGAGCGCGAGCUGCGGCCGCCGCCCCUCCACGUGGUCCGACAGCGGACGUCGACCGCCGGUGGGCUGCGGGAGAGGGACACGACGCGGCGGAACCUGUUUCGCAGCAGCAACGACGAUGGCGAGGACGACUGGCACGGGCUCCUGCGCCAUCUAGGCGAUGUUGCCUCGGCCUCCUCCUCGGCGGCGGCGGCAGCGCUGGAAAAUGAGGAGCGGCAGCGGCCGGCGCCGUGGUCGCCUCUGUAUGCGGGCAGCCAGCCCGAGACACCGUCGACGCGCCGUCAGAGCUCGGUGCUGAGCAACCUGUCGAUGACACCAACGGCGCUGGAAUCAACGGGCUCGCCGCGGUUGUCGCAGCGUGCGCAGGCAGAGGAGGAACGUUCAGGCUUGAGCCCGCGACAGAGAAAAGUUGCGUCGACAUAUCAGCCGUUGCCGGACUCGCCCACGCUGCCGAUUGUUGGACCGCAGUUCAGGAUCAGGAGGUUUUCGCGGCGUGCAUCGCACGGUUCGAUAUGA
Molecule: messenger RNA, 1446 nt
Organism: Akanthomyces muscarius
Lineage: Eukaryota; Fungi; Ascomycota; Sordariomycetes; Hypocreales; Cordycipitaceae
Exons: 3
Coding region: 1-1446 (481 amino acids)
Source: RefSeq, a predicted model, not a curated record